UAUUCCCACGGAAUUUAUAUUUUCCGCUCCCCUUCCCUUCUCUUCUCCGGCCUCCGCUCGCCCUCGCCCGCUCGCGCCUUCCAGAAGCUUCGCAUCGCGAUCGCCUCCGCCGCCACGAGCUCCCACGGUGGGCGCCCCCACCGGCGUCUAGGGCUCGCACCUCCCCUCCCUCCGUUCGUCCCGGCCCGGUCCUGAAUUUUCCGCGAUUUCUCGGGCGAUUCCCCUGAAAUUUCUCGUCACUUGUCGGCGCUGCUUCUCGGAAUCAUAGGGUUUUGCCGAGCCUCCUGCGGCGGAGGCGGAGGAGAUGAGCGGGGAAGUGGAGUGCAGCGUGUGCCACGCCAAGGUGGCGGUGCCGCCGGCGGUGUCCAAGGCGUACCACAGCCACCGGACCACCGUGUCGUCGCGGCAGCGCGCGCUCAACGUCCUCCUCGUCUCCGGCGACUGCGUCCUCGCCGGCCUACAGCCUAUAUUGGUCUACAUGUGUAAAGUGGAUGGGAAAUUCAAAUUUAGCCCAGUCAGUGUGAACUUCUUGACAGAGAUUACAAAAGUUAUCUUUGCCAUCAUCAUGUUGUUCUUCCAGGCUAGGCGCCUAAAGGUGGGAGAGAAGCCACUUCUAACAGUUUCCACCUUUGUCCAGGCUGCUCGCAACAAUGUUCUUCUUGCAGUUCCUGCUUUUCUCUAUGCCAUCAACAAUUAUUUGAAGUUUACAAUGCAGUUAUAUUUUAACCCUGCGACAGUGAAAAUGCUGGGUAAUCUCAAGGUUCUGAUAAUCGCUGUACUGCUGAAAGUGUUAUUGAGGAGGCGUUUUUCCACAAUUCAGUGGGAAGCCCUUGCACUCUUGUUAAUUGGAAUAUCCGUUAAUCAGCUGAAAUCACUGCCUGAAGGUUCGACUGCACUUGGUCUUCCCGUUGCAGCUGGGGCCUACAUGUAUACACUAUUUUUUAUAACAGUUCCUGCAUUGGCAUCAGUUUACAACGAAAAGGCUCUGAAAAGCCAGUUUGACACGAGCAUAUAUCUUCAGCACUUAUUUCUGUAUGGUUAUGGUGCAAUAUUUAAUUUCCUUGGGCUCGUGAUCACUGCCAUCAUCCAAGGGCCUAGUAGCUUUCACAUUCUGGAAGGGCAUUCAAAAGCCACAAUGUUUCUUAUUUGCAAUAAUGCUGCACAGGGCAUACUUUCGUCAUUUUUCUUCAAAUAUGCAGAUACAAUUUUGAAGAAGUACUCAUCGACAAUCGCCACAAUAUUUACGGGUGUUGCGUCUGCUGUACUGUUCGGUCAUACUUUGACUAUCAAUUUUGUUCUUGGAAUAUCAAUAGUAAUUAUAUCUAUGCAUCAGUAUCUUUCAAACCAAAUUAAAGAUCAAGUGCCAAGCAGCAAAAUUGAGAUGUCUGAUGUGGAGGAUCACAACAGAUUAAAGGAAUCUGUAUAUGUCAAAGUUGACCCAACGGCAAGUGAGGCUAAACACCGCCAUGGAUCUGAUGAGAGGCAGCCACUUCUUCCUGUCUGAUGUCGUCUGAGAGUGAUAAGAGGAGCACACAUCUUGCCAGCAUGGCACCAACACCUGAGCAUGGGAUGAGAAGAUUUAUACAGCCGCAUAGGGUUUUGACCUAAUAUUCCCGAAGAAUCGCUAUCGCAGUGAUGUUUAGAGGACUGUCACAGGGAUGUCUAUCCAUUAGCAGACUGGCGUGCUUGCAGAGAUACUGUAGCUGGGCCGGAUACCUUCGCAUUGUCAUAGAAUCGGUGUGAUGUGAUGGAAUGAUUUAGAAUACCUGUAUUUAGUCUACAUUUUUCGUCCCAUUUUAGUAUUAUUGUCA
Molecule: messenger RNA, 1811 nt
Organism: Lolium perenne
Lineage: Eukaryota; Viridiplantae; Streptophyta; Magnoliopsida; Poales; Poaceae
Product: CMP-sialic acid transporter 3
Biological process (GO): pyrimidine nucleotide-sugar transmembrane transport
Cellular component (GO): Golgi membrane
Molecular function (GO): pyrimidine nucleotide-sugar transmembrane transporter activity
Source: RefSeq, a predicted model, not a curated record